Messenger RNA from Acaulospora morrowiae, 582 nucleotides. The record is from the annotation of a GenBank genome assembly. NCBI's taxonomy places the organism in Eukaryota, Fungi, Glomeromycota, Glomeromycetes, Diversisporales, Acaulosporaceae.
AUGUCUUCCAAUCCUAGUUAUGCAAUUGAAGUCGAUUUUGGGUUUUUUCCUUCAUCAAAGAUCCUACGUUUUCGGAUAUUUCAAACAUUCGGCAUACCCAUAUUUACGGUUUAUAAAAUAUUUAAAAGCGUGUGGUUCAUCAUCCUAAUAAUAUGGAUCAUAGUGUUCUCAUUUGCUCACAUAUUUCACAUUUUAUUGAGAGAUUCGGAAAAUACAAAUUACAAAGAUUUCGGUUCCUCUCUGUAUUCCGUAUACUUCAUUCUGAUUGGCCAAUAUGAUUCGGUUACGAACGAAAAAACCCAAAAUCGACUUAUCAUCUCGCUAUUGAUCAUCUUUUCAUUUUCCACCACCAUCGUCCUGUUGAAUGUUCUAAUAGCUGCCAUGACCGAUGUUGUGAACGAAACCAAGACUACUGGUAGGCACGUAUGGUUAAAGCAGAGGGCAGAGAUAAUAGCAGAAAUUGAAAUGUUUACCAUGAGUCAAUCUCAACGAGAGAGAAAGGAUUACUUUCCCUCCUUAAUCUAUUAUCAUGCAAAUCCCGAUAGCGUUAAAGUUGAUGAGAAAAAGACAACCGAAAAAUGA